Anolis sagrei ordinatus is the source of this 1751-nucleotide messenger RNA. Lineage: Eukaryota; Metazoa; Chordata; Lepidosauria; Squamata; Anolidae. The record is from RefSeq and is a predicted model, not a curated record.
AUCCUCUUGCUGUCGCAUACAUCGAGGCUCCAAAGGAGAUGUCUACGCUCCAGAGCAAAGUGUUGGGUGAAGAAAACCUUGACCAGAAGACCCCACACAAAGGGAGGUAUGGCUCACACCAUGGACCUGGAUACGCUUCGCCACUGGAUGCCAUGAGAGGCCCCAAAGAAAAGCUGAUGUACGUACUGUGCGUUUUAAGUGGGACUCGUCAACCUGACUAUUUGGCCACCGUGGACGUGGAUCCGGAAUCACCAAGUUAUUGCCAGGUCAUCCACCGCCUGCGCUUGCCUUACCUGGAUGACGAACUCUAUCACUCAGGCUGGAACGCCAGCAGCAGCUCUUUCGGAGACCCUAGCAAGGAGCGCAACCGGCUCAUCCUGCCAUGUGGGGUCUCCGGACGUAUUUAUGUGGUGGACACAGGCUCUGACCAGCGCGCUCCCAGCUUGUACAAAGUCAUUGAACCCCGAGAAAUCGUCAAGAAAACCAACCUGAGUUUCUUGACCACCUCGCGUAACAUGGGCAACGGAGAUGUUCUAAUCAGUGGAUUUGGAGAUCCAUUCGGCAAUGCAAAAGGUGGCCUUCUUGUUCUGGACUCGGAAACCUUUGAAGUGAAAGGGAACUGGGAGUGUCCAGAAGAUGGACCCAUCGGGAUGUUUGACUUCUGGUUCCAGCCGCGGCACAAUGUCCUGAUCAGCACCAAUUUCGGGGAGCCCAAGUUCUUAAUUAAUGGGUUCGACCCAGACAAUCUGAGAAAAGAACGCUACGGCCGAUACCUCAACAUCUGGGAUUGGACCACCCACCGCCUCCUCCACUCGAUUGACGUGGGCGAAGAUUCGGCUCCGAUGCAGAUCCGCUUCUUGCACAACCCCAACUCGGUCCACGGUUACGUGGCCUGCCCCCUAGAGGGCUCCAUCCACCAUUUCUUCAAGUCAGAGGAUGGAUGCUGGAGGGCUGAGAAAGUGAUCCAAAUCCCGAACAAGAAAGUAUCGGGAUGGAUCUAUCCCGAAAUGCCAGGGUUCAUUUUUGAUAUGCUCAUCUCCCUGAAUGACCAGUUCCUCUACUGCAGCAACUGGGUGCAUGGCGACAUCCGGCAAUACGAUAUCACAGACCCAUACUGUCCCAAACUGGUCGGGCAGGUGUUUGUGGGGGGCAGCCUUGAGAAAGGGAGUCCUGUAACUGUCCUUGAGGAUCUGGAGCUGGACUGUCAACCCGAUCCCUUUGUGAUUCAGGGCAAGAAAGUCCAAGGAGGGCCUCAAAUGUUGCAGCUGAGCUUAGACGGCACCCGUCUCUUCGUCACCUACUCAAUUUUCACGGCCUGGGACAAGCAGUUUUACCCCAAGCAGUUCAAGGAAGGUUCGAUCAUGAUCCAGCUGGACGUGAACACUGUGCAGGGCGGCCUAAAAGUGAGACCGGAAUUCCUGGUGGAUUUUGGACACGAGCCGUUCGGUCCGGCUCGGGCAAGAGAGAUGCGCUACCCCGGCGGAGAUUCCACUUCCGACAUCUGGGAAUAGCGUGCAUCCUUUCCUAUUCAACUUCAUAUCGGCGAGAGAAAUGUUCCAUAAAUUGGGGCCUAUCCACUAUUUCUUUGUUCAAUGCUUGCUGUCAUGUCUUCUUGGAAGCCAUAAAGAUCAACAUGGGACUUUUAUUGUACUUGUGCUACUAGCAAAUAUACUCUUUGAAACUGGUUCUGCUGCUCCAACUGAUGUUAGGCAGCUCAAAAGAUGAAAGCAAAUGUAUCUCUGGGGAAACAG